AUGCAAUCAUCUGAAAAUCUGCUUGUUGAAGAUUUUCAUCAAAAUUUUCUCCACUUUUAUGCUAAAACCAAGGACAUUACCAAUGUUAGAUUUAAUUAUAUGAGAGAAUUAUAUAACCUUGGAGUGGAUACUUUUCCUGACAAUUAAGAAGUUUACACAAUUCAACAAAAUAACAAGUUGAAUUUACAGGCUCAGUAAAAUAAACUAAAAAAGAACUGGACAGAUGAUGACAAAAAGGUACUCAUAUGGUUGGUUGGCAAAUGGGUUGCCCUGAAUAGAAGAGACAUUAAAUCCAUUAGUGACGAAGAUUGGAAUUCCAUUGCCAGCAUGAUGCCAAGGAGGGAUGCCUUUAAAUGCAAAUAGAAGUGGCUACAAAUGCUUAAACUCCCUUUGUAAUAAGCUCCUUGGACUUUACCUGAAGACGACCUUUUAAGGUCCAUAAUAUAUGACUACUAAAAUUAGAACAAAGGAAAUAAAUGGAGCCAGAUUGCCACCACUCUAAACAAAAUUAGUGAAUCGAAUGUGCAUAGAAAUGGUAAAUAGUGCAGAGAACGAUGGAACAACCAUCUUAACCCUUUUAUCAAUCGAAAUCCUUGGCAAUUGAAUGAAGACUUAGAUUUGCUCUAGUUAUCAAUUUAAAAUGGGAAAAAAUGGGCCUUGAUUUCAAAAAAGCUAAAAAUACCAAGAAGUGAGAAUAGUGUCAAAAAUAGAUUCAAUUGUCUCUUAAGGAAGGAACGAGGCCAAAAAGCAGGGAAAAAAGAUGAAGAGGAAAGCGAAUCAGAAGAAUCUAAGAAUUCUAAUUUUCCAUCCGCAGAAGAGUUGAAUCACGAGGAAAUCAAACUCAUACAUACAAUCAUAAAAAAAAUAGAGUGGAGAAUCCAAUAAAGCGAAAACCUCCGAGAACAUGAAUAGAAAGACAUUAUCAAGGAGGAACAUUUAGACAUUGUUAAAAAAUUAAAAGUAGAAUCAAAUCUACCUUUAAAAAGAAAUUUACGAGCCUCAAAACCAAAUCCUAUUCAAUAAGAUAAAAUCAAUUUGUAAAUCAAGGAGUGUCAACUGACAGAAGCUGAAAUGAGCACUCUCCAACCAUGUUUAAUAAACAAAGAAAAAAAUUAGAUAUUUUUUGUAUCACCUGAACAAUUACAUUUUUAUCUAAAUAGAUCAGAAAUUAGUUAACAAAGCACUUUUUAAGAAAAUAACUUAUCUAAUCAAAAUAGUCUAGGCUCAUAUUAUUACGACCCUAAGCUACUUCGAUCGUUUGUCAUGCUGCAAUCAAAUGAAUAUCCUCAAAUUUAGAGUGGAGUUUAUUAAUAAAGAUCCUUUCUUAAUUAAAACUUGUUGGGUAAUUUUCAAAAUAUUAACAACUACUCCUAUCAGUUACCCGUGUCAUCUUACCCAUCUCAAGCUAAUUUAAUGGGUCAAUUGUAAAGAUGA
Messenger RNA from Paramecium tetraurelia, 1434 nucleotides. RefSeq lists its product as uncharacterized. Gene Ontology annotation, cellular component: nucleus. The transcript is spliced from 4 exons. Gene Ontology annotation, molecular function: RNA polymerase II cis-regulatory region sequence-specific DNA binding; DNA-binding transcription factor activity, RNA polymerase II-specific. Lineage: Eukaryota; Ciliophora; Oligohymenophorea; Peniculida; Parameciidae. Gene Ontology annotation, biological process: regulation of DNA-templated transcription. The record is from RefSeq and is a predicted model, not a curated record.